GCACACGGGAGCUGACCGACAGACCGGAAAAUGGCGCCAACAAGUAGCACUGAGGAGGUGAAGCACCUGACGCUUCACCACUUGUUGAAGCGGCAGCACCGGCUCAAGCCCGCCGCCGUGGUGUGGAGAUGGCCGACGUCGGUGGUGCCCGGCGGCGGCGCCGGGCGGCCGCCGGUGCCCGACGAGCAGCUGGCGGCGGACGACGUGGACGGCCUGGGCGGGACGUGGCCGCCGCGGUCCUACACGUGCGCGUUCUGCCGCCGCGAGUUCCGGUCCGCGCAGGCGCUGGGCGGGCACAUGAACGUGCACCGCCGCGACCGCGCCAAGAUGCGCGGCCACGGCCUCCACGGCGCCGCCGGGCAGCAGCUCGGCGCGGCGGAGGCGCCUGCCGCCGCCGCCGCCGCGAGGACGGAGUACGCCGUGGCGCUGUACCCCAUCCUGAACUCCGGCGCGGGCGGCGCGGCGGUGCGCAUACCGCACGGAGACGUGCUGCUCUCCGCGCCCGUCGCGCUGGCGGCCGCGCGCCGUGGCCAUGAUCACCGGUGCAUCGAUGUAGGUGACGACGAGAACGACAAGAAGAUUGACCUGGAGCUGCGCCUUGGGUGGCCGUGA
Oryza sativa Japonica Group (Japanese rice) is the source of this 612-nucleotide messenger RNA. RefSeq lists its product as uncharacterized. The record is from RefSeq and is a predicted model, not a curated record. NCBI's taxonomy places the organism in Eukaryota, Viridiplantae, Streptophyta, Magnoliopsida, Poales, Poaceae.